CCAGGUUGUCGGACAGCACAGUUCAAUAACAACAGCGCUACCAAACAGAACCCACUUCUGAACGAAAGGCGCUAAUUUGCUAAGAAAAACAACAAAUUUCUAUUGCUAGAUUUCACAAAUACUACGAGUAAAUAUUAACAAUGGCAAAGUUUUUGCUUGGCUUUCUAUUUUUGACUGUUCUAGUCAUGUGUACACAAGCGGCGCCUUCAGAGAGUAUCGCAAUUGCUGAUGCUUCGGCCGAGGUGGAUGACCUUUCUACGGCGGACAGCAUUGGCAUCGGCUAUUAUGCGCCCUCUUACUAUCGUCCAUAUUACGGCGGCUAUGGCGGCUACAAAUACGGCGGAUAUAGCGGUUAUGGCUAUGGCGGUUACAGAGGCUACGGACGCUACUAUCGCCGACCCAUUUAUCCAGUUUGGGGCUGAGAUCAAGACAC
Molecule: messenger RNA, 433 nt
Organism: Drosophila navojoa
Lineage: Eukaryota; Metazoa; Arthropoda; Insecta; Diptera; Drosophilidae
Source: RefSeq, a predicted model, not a curated record